Molecule: messenger RNA, 1479 nt
Organism: Emys orbicularis (European pond turtle)
Lineage: Eukaryota; Metazoa; Chordata; Testudines; Emydidae
Product: GTPase IMAP family member 9-like
Exons: 4
Coding region: 577-1269 (230 amino acids)
Molecular function (GO): GTP binding
Source: RefSeq, a predicted model, not a curated record
UUGCUCCUCAGCAGCACAGCCCGAGAAGUGCUUUCAACUGGGCAAUGGGAGUGCCGGUACCCCUCGCUCCCAGCAGGGAAGCUGAACCUAGCUGGCCCCUCCUUCCCCCACCCGGACCAGCAGCAUGAACGCAUAAGGAAGCUGAACUCGUUCUGGCUUCCAGCGAACACUUUGUCUGAUUCUGAGUAAAAGCGAAACUUGUUAUGUAACAGAAAGAGCCCUAUAAAUAUCCCUGUUCAAACCCCAGCAGCCCGGGAGGACGCUGCAGAGGCUGGAGGGAGCUCGGAGGCUACAGGAAAAGCAUCUGCUUGUUCUGCAAACUGCGGCGGCAGCACAGAGGCUGAGAAGCAAGGCAGUCAGGACUCUUUUCUAUUGCCUACCUGCCCAAUAAGGAAGACUGCUAAGAACACCUGAAGGAACAAAGGAAAGGCAAGGGCUGAGAACAGCGGUCUAACCAGUAAAGAGACAUAACCUGACUCUGAGCUGCAGAAACUCUACAACCUGCCUAAAACAACAUUUAGGAAAUUCCAUGAGAUACUGAGCACUGCUGUGGGGAGAGACUCCUUAACAGAGACAAUGUCUGACCAGGCAACUCCCCCUGCUGCAUCUGGAUCACAUAAAGCAGAAUCUGAUCUGAGAAUCGUCCUUGUUGGUAAAACUGGAGCUGGGAAAAGUGCAACAGGAAACACGAUUCUUGGUGCUAAAAAAUUUCGUUCAGAAAUCUCAUCGUCUUCAGUUACAAUGCAGUGUGAAAGACAGGCAGUGUUCAUUGAUGGGAGGAAAAUUACAGUGGUCGAUACUCCUGGCCUUUUUGACACUUACGCACGUAACAAAGAGACUUCCAAAAAAGUAGGUGAGUCUGUUAAACUCCUCGCUCCAGGAAUCCAUGCCAUUAUUCACGUCAUGCAGCUGGGUCACUUCACCCAAGAAGAAAAGGACGUGGCUAAGGAAAUAGAGAGGAUUUUCAGGUUCAAAGCAAAGAAUUACAUAAUCUUCCUGUUCACCCGAAAAGAAGAUUUAGAGGAGAAAACACUGGACGUGUUCCUAACAAAUGGUGAUAAAGAGCUUUGGAGUCUGGUUCAGACUUGUGGAAACCGACGCCUCGCUUUCAACAACAGAGCCGAAGGAAAUGAACAGUCUGCUCAGGUGACUGAAUUGCUUGAAAUGGUGGAUGACAUGGUGUGUGGAAACGGUGGACAGCCCUGUUAUACUGAAGAAAUGUUUAAGAAGGACAAGUCAUUUUUAGAAAGGUUUUGUACUAUACUCUAAUCGCUAAAUGAUCUUCUGAGACGGGUUUGUUGUACUUCUACCAUUUUAGAAGGGGGUUUGGAACGUUUGUUUUAAUGUCAAGGCUUUUAUUGGUAUUAAAAUCUUCGACACUGAGAUUAAAAUAACAUAUUUACAUUUCCCUUAAUUGUAUCACUAAUUUCAUCUUGGAUAGCAAAACCUGAAAGAAUUUUAAAUCAAAUUUAAUUUUCA